Dovyalis caffra is the source of this 870-nucleotide messenger RNA. Lineage: Eukaryota; Viridiplantae; Streptophyta; Magnoliopsida; Malpighiales; Salicaceae. The record is from the annotation of a GenBank genome assembly.
AUGGAAAUAGGGUUCUUGGGGUUAGGGAUAAUGGGAAAGGCCAUGUCCAUGAAUUUGCUUAAAAAUGGCUUCAAGGUCACUGUCUGGAACAGGACUCUCUCCAAGUGUAAUGAACUGGUGGAGUUUGGUGCAUCAAUCGGAGAAACUCCUGCACAAGUAGUCAAGAAAUGCAAACUUACUAUUGCUAUGUUGUCCGAUCCUGCCGCUACUCGUUCGGUGGUUUUUGAUAAAGAUGGUGUACUUGAGCAAAUUGGCAGUGGAAAAGGUUAUAUUGACAUGUCCACAGUUGAUCCUGAAACAUCGUCCAAGAUCAGCGAGGCAAUUACAUCAAAGGGCGGUGCCUUCCUUGAGGCUCCUGUGUCAGGUAGCAAGCAGCCUGCAGAAACUGGUCAACUAGUAAUCCUUGCUGCUGGGGACAAGGAAUUGUAUGAAGAAGCAAUUCCAGCUUUUGAUGUCUUGGGGAAGAAGUCUUUCUUCUUGGGGCAAAUUGGAAAUGGAGCAAAAAUGAAACUUGUGGUCAACAUGAUAAUGGGCAGUGUGAUGAAUGCAUUUUCGGAGGGACUCGUGCUGUCAGAAAGGAGUGGACUCAACCCUCAUGAUCUUCUUCAAGUCUUGGAUCUAGGUGGAAUUGCUAAUCCAAUGUUCAGGGGAAAAGGACCUGCUAUGCUCAAGAGUAAUCACUCCCCAGCAUUCCCUCUGAAACAUCAGCAAAAGGACAUGCGGUUGGCUCUAGCUCUUGGGGAUGAAAAUGCUGUAUCAAUGCCAGUAGCUGCUGCAGCAAAUGAGUCUUUCAAGAAGGCCAGAAGCAUGGGAUUUGGGGACCUAGACUUUUCGGCCGUUUACGAGAUUUUGAAGACGACCAAGGAUUAA